AUAACGUUGAAAAUGUGCUAGUAUCUAUACCUAAUGCACAAAUAUAUGACGUGACAGAGGCUAAUCCUGUUGAGACUGAUAUAAUGGAAAAGCUACUUUGUGCGUGCGAUGAAAAUAACAGUGACGUUAUUCUCAUUAUCGGUAACAUCGAACCUGCAAAAAGACAAUUUGUAACUGAUGCGGUUAGAAAUUUUAGCGAUAGCAAGCAACUUUCUGAAAACGUAGUACUAUCGUUAUCAAAGCUAGAAACGAAACUGAACGAUAAUUUACCUCAUAAAGCUGUAUGUGGAGUACGAAAUCAGUCGCUAAUCAUUGAUUUAACUAGCUCAAACAAAAAUCAAAUAGAAUGCCUCGCUGCAGCUGCAGAUACGAUGAUGGAAGUCAUACAUUUGAUAUGUACGGAUCAAGAUGAAAACGUGCCGCUACAUGACGUUGAAGAGGCUAAGAGUGCCAUCAAGCGCCGUAAAAAAUCCACUUCUCCGCUUGUAUUAUCUCCUAACGCAAGCACAAUCAAACGCCAUAAGGAAUCAUUUCCUAUGAUUUCUUUGCAAGAUGCACUGCUCAAGAUUCAUGAAGUAAUAAUGGAAAGUGUAGAGGAAGCAACUUGUGAAAUAGUGCAACUAAGUGAUGCUUAUGGCAGAAUAUUGUUCGAAACUGUAAAAGCCGCUUAUGACUUGCCACCAUUUAAAACUUCCACUAAACACGGAUAUGCAGUACUAGCAACUGAUGGAAAAGGCUUAAGAAAGGUGCUGAACGUAGAAAAUACAUUCCCUUCGAUAUCGCUUGAACCUGGGAAAUGCGUGUGGGUGAAAAGCGGAUCGCCUAUUCCCGAUGGAGCAACAGCGGUUGUACAAGUGAAGGAUACAAAGCCAGUAGAAAUCAGCGACGACACGUAUGUUGAGAUAAUGAUUGAACCAGGAUACGAACAAAAUAUCAGACCUAUUGGGGACGACUUAAUGAAGGGAACAGUUGUCGCAAUUCAAAACGCGCGUAUUGGCCCAAAGGAGAUAGCACUUUUGGCAGCUUCCGGUCGCAAAGAUGUCCGAGUCACUAAACGUAUAUCCACAGGUGUGUUGUCUAUUGGAAGCAACUUAGAAGAACCUGGAGAAGAACCUUUGAAACCAGGAUUUGUCUAUGAUGUUAACCGAAUAACUCUAAUUUCGCUACUAAAAGAGAAGGAGUUCUAUUCAUUAGAUUUCGGAAUAGUGGAUAAUAAAUUGACGCCUAUACAGAAUAAAAUCGAAGAAGCUUUAAAAAAAGUAGAUUUACUUGUGACGACAGGCUCGACUAAUGAUAGAGAUUUAUUGAAAACCGUUUUGGAGAAAUGUUUUAAAGCCGAUAUACAUUUCGGAAAUAUAAAUAUAAAACCGGGAAAAUCGACAAUAUUUGCAACGUGCGAGAUCAAUGACAAGACAAAGUAUGUCUUAUGCUUGUCGGGAAAUCCGACAUCCGCUUUCAUUAGCGCGCAAAUGUUCCUUAUCCCGUUGGUGAACGAGUUACACUACAGUUGUGAUGGGGAACAGGUCACGUUAUCAGCUUGCAUGAAAAAUCAGUAUACCUUGCAUAGUCGUCCUAGAGCUGCGUGGACGAUUUUGGAAUGGAACCAAGACGAAGAAUAUCCCUCGGCUUUCAGCAGGGGAAAUGCCAUCAGUGAUAAACUAGUUAGUGCCACAGGUGCUAACGCACUUUUAUUACUGCCGGCAAAAGAGUCCGCAAAGGAGUCGUCUAAAACAUUUGCAACAGCCAUACUUGUCAAGUUACCCAAACAAAUCAAUGAUGACAUGAAAAACUUUUGUAAUGCUCAAUUACCCAAGCAGGAAGAGAAAAAAUAACUACAACAAAAAGGUUUGCUAAAGAAUUUGGAGAAGUACCCUUACUUGUCAAGUUACCCAAAAGAUUCAGAAGAGAAAAAUUUUUGUAACCCUUACGAAUUAUAAGAGAAGCAUGUACAAGAUAUUUUAGGAUGCAUCGCAUUGUUUAAACGUG
Temnothorax curvispinosus is the source of this 1986-nucleotide messenger RNA. RefSeq names its product gephyrin-like. The transcript is spliced from 11 exons. The coding region runs from base 84 to 1832 and encodes 582 amino acids. Gene Ontology annotation, biological process: molybdenum incorporation into molybdenum-molybdopterin complex; Mo-molybdopterin cofactor biosynthetic process; establishment of synaptic specificity at neuromuscular junction. Gene Ontology annotation, molecular function: molybdopterin molybdotransferase activity. The record is from RefSeq and is a predicted model, not a curated record. NCBI's taxonomy places the organism in Eukaryota, Metazoa, Arthropoda, Insecta, Hymenoptera, Formicidae. Gene Ontology annotation, cellular component: postsynaptic specialization; postsynaptic membrane; cytosol.